Molecule: messenger RNA, 5136 nt
Organism: Akanthomyces muscarius
Lineage: Eukaryota; Fungi; Ascomycota; Sordariomycetes; Hypocreales; Cordycipitaceae
Exons: 2
Coding region: 1-5136 (1711 amino acids)
Source: RefSeq, a predicted model, not a curated record
AUGGGUGCUGAUUCCAGAAAAAUCCCCCCAUUGCCUGCGCCCACCGAGACCGACACCGCGACGCCCACCGAGCUGGCUACCGAUGUGUCCAAGCCUGGCGACGAAAAGUCUACCUACUCUCUGCCCGAGGACGGCACGCCCGUAACCAUCCGCACUCGCGGCCACAAAGCCAACAAAUCUCAGACUUCGCUCCUCAUCGAGUACUUUGAGGGUGGCAAGGUCUCCUCUGGCUCGGCCGAACGCAAGCCCAGCGUCCGUGUUCGCCUUACCCCGUCCAAAAAGGGCAAAGGCGACCAUUUCCAAGUCACAGAAACAAAAGGCUCCCGCAAAGUCUCGCUGACUCGCCGCAUACCCCUCGAACAAGCCACUUCAGGAGACCUGCAGCUUCCUGAAGGCGAAGACGCUCAUAGCAUGACGUCCUACGCCUCUGCCACCGAGGAGUCCAAUGUCUCCAGGAACCCCAUUGAUAUUGAGAUCGAGCGAAGCCACCGCCGGCGCCGACCCGCAAGCCCGCUGAUUCCCUCAGAAGACAGAGUGUCAUACCAGCCGGGAAACCCCUCCGAGAUAUCCGCCAUCCCCACAGACAGCUUUCUGGAUGGUACGGGUCCCAUGAGCGAGGUCAAGCACUCAAAAGGCGACAUGCUGGCCGGAGCUGCUGCCACGGCGCUGGCUGGCGCAGCUGUUGGUGACGCCCUGCAUAACCGCAAGACACGAAGUAGCGACAAGGAGCGAUCCAAAAUCUCAGAGCGGUCUAGAGACAAGUCGUUGCCCGCGGACAAGAAGCGCCGCUCUAAGAGCAGGACAAGUAGCAUGGGAGAGCAAACGAGCGACGAAGUCCGCUCUCCGCGUCGCCGUUCCAGUCGGACUCAGCAAGAAUCGUAUGUUUCUGGAGGCGACUCGAGUCUACUCUCAUCGAACUUGUCUGCUGGCAACCGCUCUGUCAAGUCAGGGGCCUCCAAAUCCUCUUCCAUCAAUAACCCAAAGCUUCUGGAAACUGUCGAAGACGCGAUUCGCCGUCUUAUUCUGCCAGAGCUGAGCGCGCUCAAGAGAGAACAAAGCAAGCGCGAAGGCCGCCGCUCAUCAAUCGCCUCGACAGGCACCUCUGUCUCCAGAGAUGACGGCUACACAGAGAAGAGGCGAUUAUCAGGUCAAAAAAGCGAUGUUUCCAAAGAAAAUACUCGACACAAGGAAAAACGCAACCGAGAAGCUCGCCACGACUACGAAAAUAUAUCCAUGCACAGCCCGAGUCAAGAAUCUCUCGGCGCCGAAUAUUUAUCACGCGAAGAAGCUGUUGCGUCACCUCACCGUGGCGGCAACUUGCUAAGAGCUGCCGCUGCUGGUGCAGCUGGAGCAAUGGCCGCCAAGGGUCUUUCCUCGGCCUUGGAUGAUGGCACCGACUCAAUGGACCGAAAACAGAGAGACAGACGCCGUCGGAGAACGGACCAUUCCCGAAGUCGCAGCGUUGGUAGAGAUGUCUAUGUGGACGAUUAUGAUGACGAGGAGCCGGCUCCGCCAAUGCCAUUGAUGAGCGAUGUUAAUCCUUCCGAAGUCACAAGGACUUCGAUUCUCUCCGCCGACACAGACCGACCUCACUCUGCCACCGAGGAAUUGGGGCCCACGCGCGAGGUCCAGGAACACAUGGUAUCCGUGCGGUCAACGCCAACUCCAUCUAGGUCGCCUGCGGACCAUUUGAAGCCCAUGUCCAUGCAGCACGCCAAUGUGUCUCACGGCGACUUGACUAACCUCCCUCGCGGUCAGAUGGAGCACGUUGAAGAGUACGAGACGGACGAAUUUGGCCGCAAGGUGCCCGUCAAUCAAUAUGACUACUAUGGAGGCCAAGCCUCGCGAGAAGUGCCAGAAUACGACGAUUAUGCCAACGACCCCUACGCCAACAACCUCUACAACAACAUCCAGGACGUACCUCCGCCUCUCAAGUACGUGCCAUAUCAGGCUGGUGCUCGCGGCCUGAGUCCUAUUCCUAGCGUCUCGGGUUACACCGAAGGGGGGAGCGAGGCCCCGCUGCCACGGAAUUCUAGGAGCAUGCAAUCUGUCGAUGCUUUCUCUUCCCCUGAAAAAUCCCCCGAUCACAGACGCCAAGCGCACUCCAUCGACUCCAUCGACUCUCUCCAGCUCGGCAGCCCGGCACCCCAGUUCGCUGCUGGUCAAGAAGUCCGCGGUAUUUCUGCCAACCCCAAUCUCGUCAACCCCCCUCUUGGUGUUGAGUCUGCCGUUGCUUCCCUUGUUGAUGGCUCUAUGCUGGAGCAAUCUGUUGUCACAGGGAUGUCGGGCUAUGAAAACGGGGCUGGCACAAGGGACUCUGCGCUCUCGUAUGACGAGGUUCCGCGCAGUCGCGGCGCCAGUGCUAGUCCAGAUAAGAUGUCCAUUGACGACGUAAGGGAGCUAGAAGAGGAGGCACGCCACACGCCGACUUCGAGAUCGAUUGCACACUCUCAGGAAUACUCUGAAUACGAUCUUGAUGAGCAUGGCAGAAAGAUCCCGCGUGUUCGUUACCGCAAUUCGCCAACAGCAUCCGAAGCUGCCAUCACCGCCGGUGCUGUUGGUGCUGCGGCGGCCGCCCUUAAGGCUGCCCAAGAGAGAAAGCAGGUUGGCAUUGAGACAUACGAGGAUGAAAACUUCCAGCCUGCUGGUGUCAACAGAAACAGAUCAUUCAAGGAGCGGGCGAUGGGUUGGAAGCCAAGGGAGACUCCCACGCAUAGUGUUGACAACUUCGACUACGAGGAUGAGAGUGCACCACACAUGACUGCCAGCGGUAUGCCCGACAUGACCAAUCCCAUGCCCGAGAUUGGCUACCACCUGGAAGACGAUAUCAUCACAAACCCCUCUCUACUCAACGAACCAAUGGACCGUGACCUGCCCAACUGGGAUACGAUCUCCGGAAAGGCGACGCCUACACCGAGAACGGCUGGUGUCUAUAACCAGACUGCUGGCGAAUCAAGCAAAAUGGGCAUGGGCCUGGCUGCUGGCGCGGCAGCACUGGGAGCCGCAGCACUUGCGGCGCACAACCGUGACCAGGAACCUGAAGAGGACUGGGGACGAACCUCUGCAGAGCGCAAGCGGGAUACCCUCAUCACGAACCCUUAUGAGGAUGCCAGCCCCAUUGCCAACCCUGCUCUCGAAAAUGAUAUCCUGGAUCGCGGGGGAGUGAAUGCAGGCUACACUACGCCGUACGGCACUGCCAGCCCGGGUCUUGCCCAAAAGUACGACGAGGGCUACAUGUCAAAUGGCCCGAACCGAUCGCCCGACGUUGCUGGCAAGUCUCUCGAUGUUGCUGGCGCAGACAAUCUCGACGAGGAUCCAUUCUACGUGCCUAACAAGUCGAACCCUCGGCACCUGAGUGGCUUUUCCCAAGGCAUGCAGUCACCAUUCUAUGACGCCGCGACUGGAGCUGGCAUUGAGAGGAUUGAGAACAAGGACAUUGUUGCUCUGAUGCAGCAUUUGAUGGUCCGUGAUGCUCAAAGAAGCGCAAGAGACACGGAGAUUGUAGCUCUUUUGAUGAAUGCUGCCGUGGAGAUGCGCAACUCGUUCCGUGAGAUGAAGGAGCUCGUCCAGGACACUGGUGACGAUGUCAUCUUUGCCAAUGUUGAAAAUACCGAAAAGCUCCAGAAGUCCAUCAGUGGCCCCCGCCCCUUCCCUGGCACCGCCACUCGCUCCCUGCAGAGCGCUUCUCAGGCUGGCACUCUUGAUGAAGCGACCAAGAAGAAGAACCUUUGGAAACGAGCACUUCAAGGUCUUAGCGCCAAGGGCACCACUGACCUCACCCGCAUCGAAGACAUGCUUGUGCAUCUCCUGGGCGAGGUGGAUGUCCUUAAGUCGCAGACCGCUCCUGCUAUUUCUACCGGCGGACAAGGUCAGUCUUUUGAGAACCUCCAGCCCGAGGUUCAGUACGAACAAGACAAGGGAUACGAGCCGGAAGGCAAUUCGACGCCUAGCCAUGCCAGUGUGCCCCGGGGCCCAGUUGCGGGAGAGCACAAAUACUCGGACCACAGAAUUAGCACAGUGCCGGAGCAGGACGAGGAUGAGGAGGAGUACGACUAUGAUCUCCCAAGCGCCACGACGGCUAAGCCCAACCCUGAUCUGCUCUCACCCGGCUAUGGCGAGAAUCUUCAACGCGGAGGCUCCGUCCCGCUGGAGACGUCACCGCAAACCUCAUCAGGGGCGCAACAAACUGCUCUCAGCGCCGACAACACACCACGUAGCGAAAAGGGAAAGAAACAUAAAUCCACCAGCUCUUCAGGGUGGAUCCCCAAGAUCUCGCGCUGGUCGGAGACUACUGCGUCGAGCGUCGGCCGGGCCUUCCGCGGCAGUGGCGGCGCCUCUAAAAAGGGGUCCAAGUACGAUGAGUACCAACCUCCGUCACGAUCGGGGUCCAGCCUAGCUUCAUAUGAUGACGCCUAUGUUGAGCACGAUCCUUAUGGCGAGGACAAGUUACACACGGGAUUCUCAGACCCAACUCUCACCCAAGCGCGUGCCGGCCCCGCGCAGCCAACAGUGCCAUCCUUUAGCCUGUCUGAGGACCCUAAGUACAAGGCACACCGCAACUCGGUUAACCUGCAGCACCCGCAGCCGAGACAAGCCCAGACAGAGCGCCAUCAGGCAGCGCUCGAAUACUCGGCUCGCGAGUAUGACAACCCCAUGACGCCGCGCUCGACCGACUGGGCCGGUUCGGCGACAAGCCUCAGCCGCCUGCCGCCCAACACAAACCGAUACAGCGCAUCGUCUGGUGCCACGAGAGAUGCUGACUAUGCACUGUCGUCACCCAAGCAGCAGCCUGCGCCGCCACGGCCCCCGAAGGAGCCGCUCGAUGCCUCGCUACAGACGCCGGUCAAGGGCAACCGGGUCGCAUCGCUACAAAAGAACAGCCCUCAGGCGCACACGAGCUACGAAAGCGGUUAUGGCAGCGCCACUGGCACGUAUGCCAGCCAAAUGACUGCAGACGGCAGCCCGAAGCUUGAGAACCGCAACCUCAACGCUGCGCUUGGGAUCCCGGCCCGCCGGCCUAGUGGUCCGCGGGCAAUGACACCCAAGAGUCCCGAGGAGGAGGCAGCCAGAGAAGAGAGACGACGAAAGAGAGAUACGUUCGGGACUAUGACGAGCCAGGAGACUGACACCUUUUAA